Molecule: messenger RNA, 996 nt
Organism: Chrysochloris asiatica (Cape golden mole)
Lineage: Eukaryota; Metazoa; Chordata; Mammalia; Afrosoricida; Chrysochloridae
Gene: B3GALNT1
Product: beta-1,3-N-acetylgalactosaminyltransferase 1 (globoside blood group)
Exons: 1
Coding region: 1-996 (331 amino acids)
Cellular component (GO): membrane
Molecular function (GO): N-acetyl-beta-D-glucosaminide beta-(1,3)-galactosyltransferase activity
Source: RefSeq, a predicted model, not a curated record
AUGGCCCUGGCUCUCUGGACCACACUUCCAAGUAGGAUGUCACUGAGAUCCCUCAAAUGGAGCCUUCUGCUGCUGUCACUCCUGAGUUUCCUCGUGAUAUGGUACUUCAGCCUUCCCCACUACAAUGUGAUAGAACGUGUAAACCUCAUGUACUUCUAUGAGUAUGAGCCAAUUUACAGACAAGACUUUCACUUCACACUUCGAGAACAUUCAAACUGCUCACAUCAAAACCCAUUUCUUGUCAUCCUGGUCACCUCAAACCCCUCAGAUGUGAAAGCCAGACAGGCCAUUAGAGUCACUUGGGGUGAGAAAAAGUCUUGGUGGGGAUAUGAAGUUCUUACAUUUUUUUUAUUAGGCCAACAGGCUGAAAGGGAAGACAAAAUGUUAGCAUUGACCUUAGAGGAUGAGAACCUUCUUUAUGGUGAUAUAAUUCGCCAAGAUUUUUUAGACACGUAUAAUAACCUGACCUUGAAAACAAUUAUGGCAUUCAGGUGGGUGACUGAGUUUUGCCCCAAUGCUAAGUAUGUCAUGAAGACCGACACUGAUGUUUUCAUCAAUACUGGCAAUUUAGUGAAGUAUCUUUUAAACUUAAAUCAGUCUGAGAAGUUUUUCACAGGUUAUCCUCUAAUUGAUAAUUAUUCCUAUAGAGGAUUUUACCAAAAAUCCCAUAUUUCAUAUCAGGAGUAUCCUUUCAAGGUGUUUCCUCCCUACUGCAGCGGGCUGGGAUACAUAAUGUCCAGAGAUUUGGUACCAAGGAUUUAUGAAAUGAUGGGUCAUGUAAAGCCCAUCAAGUUUGAAGAUGUUUAUGUUGGGAUCUGUUUGAAUUUAUUAAAAGUGGACAUUCAUAUUCCAGAAGACACCAACCUUUUCUUUUUAUAUAGGAUCCAUUUGGAUGUCUGUCAGCUCAGGCGUGUGAUUGCAGCCCAUGGUUUUUCUUCUAAGGAAAUUAUCACAUUUUGGCAAGUUAUGCUAAGGAACACCACAUGCCAUUAUUAA